AUGGCAGUGUUAGCGUUGUAAGAAUGUGAUGGUGUCUGCUCAUAAGAUCCUCUCGAAUAUUUGGUGUGAAACUCAUGAUCAGUGAUGAAUAAUGUGGAAAAUGUGUGUCCCAGGAAUAUGUUAAUGUGUUAGCAUCAUGUCUCCAACCUAAAAAUGAGGAAAAAACCCUGACUCCAUUAAAGAACAAGAGAGAGAGAGAGCCAUAACGGAGCCAUGCACAACAACCGGCGGCGGAAGAAGCGGCCCAGCUAUGGUGUCCGCACGGUGGAGAUCACUAAGGGUAAGAAUGGCUUUGGCUUCACCAUCAGUGGACAGGCGCCUUGCAUCCUCUCGUGCAUCGUGCCCGGGUCGCCGGCCGAGCGGGCCGGCCUGCGUCCCGGCGACUACCUUAUCGCCGUUAACAGCCAGAACGUGAGCAAGGCUCCUCAUGAUGAUGUAGUUCGUCUCAUUGGCCUCUCCAAGCUCCUCAAGCUCCAGAUCGCCGAGAACUACUACUCCGACAGCUCUGACGACGAGUUUGUGACGGUAAAUCGUCCCAAACCUAAGUAUCCUAAUCGGCUGAGGCACAAGAACCAGCAGACGCGAGCUGAAAAAGUGGUGCGCGACUUGCAGAGUGGAGCCAUUUUCAGUGAACACACGGCCAUCCACCUCGGCGAAGCGGCGCUCCUGUCAGAUCGCGAUGCCUGGCCCGAGUCUGCUUUCCCACCUAAGGCGCCCCUCACGCCCACGCCAAAGGGUCUCACGGUAUCCGCCUCCGUGUCUCCAGUGCCCGAAGGCCUCGGUGAGAGAGAUGGGGGUCCACCUGCAGCGCCGUCGACGUCCCCCACACGGUUAAGACCGGACCAGAUUCAUCUAGUUAUGGCGGAGGCGCGGCAGGUGACCCGGACGCCUCGGCCAGUCAAGGAGCCCCAGCACCCACCAAGACCGAGACAUGUAGUCAAGAAGAAGGAUAAAUCCCCCAAGGCCAAACUCAGGCAUCACCCUCAGACCCUCCCACCUGAUGCUGUCCAGCAGCAGCUGGCGGCGACUCACCAGCAUCACCAUCAACAGCAGCAGCAACAACAACAGCAACAUCACCAACAACAGCUUCAGCAGCAACAACAGCAACAACAACAGCAACAGCAUCUUCAACAGCAACAACAGCAACACUUACAACAACAACAGAAACAACACCUACAACAGCAGCACCUGCAACAGCAACAACAUACACAGCAACAGCUUCUUCACCACCAACAGCAACAGACUCAGAGACAGCAGUCACCUGUGCAGCAACAGCAGCAUUCUGGUAUGUGGGUGGAGCUACCGAGUGGCUCCGGGAUGGAAGCAUACAAUGUAUUAACUGAACAAGAGAUCAACAAGUUGUUGUACCCAACCUUGGCAGAGCUGCAACAACAGGCAGCCCCAAACGACCUGGGAGAGGCACUCUACCGUGCUGUAGUGGGUUAUCUCGGUACUAUUGAGAUGCCCAAAGAACCUCAGGGGGGAUCGCGUCUCACCGCCAUAAGAAAUUGUAUCCGACGCCUUCGGAUCGAGAAAAAGGUUCACACGCUGGUUCUAAUGUCAGUGUUUACGGAGCGCGUGGUACUGACCAACCCCCACGGCCUCACGCUGGCGCAGUACCCGGCUGAGAGAAUCACUUUUUGUGGUGUAUAUGCUGACGACAAGAAAUUCUUUGGGCUGGUGACUGUCCACGGCGCCUCAGGGGACGAGUUGAGUGAUGGCAGCCAGGAUGGUGGGAGCGUUUCAUCAUCAUGUCAUGUUUUUAUGGUGGAUCCCCGCAUGGUGCAGCACUCUGACCACGCCAAGAGAGCCAAAAAUUUCCGUCUGGAAUGUACGCCACAUCCAGAGGCGCACCACUGCCAGGAGUUCCCGGACUCAGCAGACCCGAUUCUUCAUGCUAUCAUGAGUCUGUACAGAAAUCGGGUGGGGUUCCACCUGGACACCGGCGCGCCAGGCCUCAUCGACGUGGAGGCGCAGAUGUCGCCCCAGCACUCCAACACUUCUUCCAACUCCUCCAACUCUGACUCCGGCAUCGGGUUUCGAGACGACGGUGGUCACCAUUAUCACCACAGUGACCGUGUCUUCGUUGUCGAGGUUGACGACAACCAGCGUAUGAGAAUACAGAACUUCCAGUUGGUUAGUAACCUUCGCGCCAACCUCAAUGAGAACCUACAGGCCAAUCUGGAGAACCACCGGGUCAAUAUGGACAACCACAGGGGUAAUCUGGAUAACCACAGAGGUCUGGAUAAUCAUAGAGCGAAUAUUGACAACCUUAGAGGUAAUAUGGACAACCAUAGAGCAAAUCUGGAGAAUCUCAGGGCGAAUUUAGAUAACCAUAGAGCGAACUCUACUGAUAAUUUUCGGGGUAACUUGGAGACUCAUCGAGAGAACCAUCGGGGUCACUUAGACAACCACAGAGGCAAUAUUAGUGGUGGGUAUGGCAGCAGUAUGAGUGGUACAGUGAGCGACAACAUACCCAGUAGUCUAGGGCCCUCGGUGCUACGUGCCAAUAUUAAUGAGUUCAGUUACUCCAGUGCCAAUAACCUGCGUGCCAUUGCAAAUGAUAAGUUACUUGUCAGUUCUAGUGACAACAAUAUUAGUAAUAAGUUACUGGACAACGUGCGUGCCAAUGUGAACGAUCAUUUGCGAGUGAGCGUGACGGACAAGGUGCUAGGUAACGUUGACAACCUGCGUGUGAGCGUGAGUGACGCCAAGCGAUUAAGUGACCUCCGUGCCAGUCUUGCCGAGAGUAGGGCCAGCCUAGGUGAUGGCCGCACCAGCAUCACAGACGACUUGCGGGCAGCGCUCGAAGACGACAUGCGAGCCAACCUAGGAGAAGUUCGGCUCAAUGUGGACGGUCGUACCAGUAUUACUGAUGACAUGCGGCUAGCUAGGGAUCGGGGCGUCACCAAGACCCCCGUUGUUGAGUGUACAAAUACUCCAGAAUCGGGUCGGCUCACCGUCAGGGCCAUGCCGGACCCGGUGGGGUUUGAGAGGUCGCCGGGAUUCUUAGCCUCCAGUGACUCACCGAUUCAUGUGGCCUCUAUGAGGCAUUCCAUGCACAAAUACCUUCAGCACAAACAAGAACAUUUAGUGAAGGUCUCUCAAAAGAUUAAUCGACGUGAGUCUGACACUGGUGGCAUCCAUCCUCUGAGUGUGCGGGCCUUCUCCCCGGCUACCACCAAGGCCCCGACACCCACCGUUGCUAAUGGCCCUCAGGACGCACUCGAUCUCGAGUUAUCCCUUAAACUGUCCCCAAAAGUGUUUGGAGUGCCUCAGCUUCCUUUGGGUACAGGAUUAUCUCCCCUGCGGCCUCGAGCACCGUCAGAGAGGUCGUAUACUCGUUCCCUGGAAGACCUGCGUGACUCAUCCACCAGCGACGGUGUCAAUGCUCCCCUGGGUAGUGGAGGAUGUGGCAGCAGCUUUCGUGACGGGUCUGAGAGCGAUCACGGACUGGACCGGCUGCGGCACGUGCCACUCACCCCUCUGGCCAGACUCCUUCACGCUUCUGAGAACAACCUCACGCGUUAUGGUCACAUCUACCCCUCAGAGCACCACCGCGGCGCCUUCCGAGCCGUUCAACCACGCACACGCCGGGAAUCCUCAUCCGCCGCCCUUGGCGUGGGCGUUGUGCCCCGUAUGGGCGGCCUGGUGGGUGUAGGCGUCCCACUUGACUCCGGAGAUGAACACACAGAGACUACUGAGAACACGGGAGAGCAGGAGGGCAGCCAGGACGUACACCCGCCCACCCAGGACGAGUUCUCACAUGACUCCGACUCUGAACAGGUGAGUACCAAGUCGUUAUUAACAUGA
Molecule: messenger RNA, 3813 nt
Organism: Homarus americanus (American lobster)
Lineage: Eukaryota; Metazoa; Arthropoda; Malacostraca; Decapoda; Nephropidae
Exons: 2
Coding region: 214-3813 (1199 amino acids)
Molecular function (GO): protein binding; GTPase activator activity
Source: RefSeq, a predicted model, not a curated record